Messenger RNA from Polyodon spathula (Mississippi paddlefish), 2613 nucleotides. It is a transcript of the gene dlg4a, whose product is annotated as disks large homolog 4. The record is from RefSeq and is a predicted model, not a curated record. Gene Ontology annotation, molecular function: kinase binding. Bases 138 to 2561 code for a protein of 807 amino acids. Gene Ontology annotation, cellular component: postsynaptic density membrane; neuromuscular junction; neuron projection. Gene Ontology annotation, biological process: AMPA glutamate receptor clustering; chemical synaptic transmission; postsynaptic neurotransmitter receptor diffusion trapping. The transcript has 22 exons. NCBI's taxonomy places the organism in Eukaryota, Metazoa, Chordata, Actinopteri, Acipenseriformes, Polyodontidae.
AGUCUCCAACCGCCAGCAUCUCUAGAACAGUCGCCGGGCGCGGAGCACGCCAACACACCCGCACGCCUUUUCUUUCCUUCUUUUUUUUUUUUUUUAUUAUAUUUUAUUUAAAUUUUUGGCUGCAUUCGGCUGUUUCUAUGGGUCCCAGUGUGAUGUCACCCCCGGUUAAAAGCCUCAAGUGUCUGUCGCCGGUCAUGUGUCAGUGUAAGGUCGUUUGUAGUAACCGGACUCUGUCUGUCAUGUUCGGCUGCAAGAAAUACCGUUACCAAGAUGAAGACACGCCCCCUUUGGAACACAGUCCUACCCACCUAACCAAUCAGGGGAAGGCUCCAGAGCUGGUCCACGUGUCAGAGAAGAAUCUAUCCCAGAUCGAGAACGUGCAUGGAUACGUCUCCCACCCUCACAUCUCCCCCAUGAAGCCGGAACUGCUUUCUGGUGGCCACACCCCUCUGUAUACAUCCGCUGCGUCAACACUGGCACACUCGCAUCCCAUGGUUGUAAAUACAGACAGUAUCGAUGCCUCUUCAUAUAUUAACGGCAUGGAAGGAGAGGUGGAGUAUGAAGAAAUCACACUGGAGAGGGGUAACUCCGGGUUGGGGUUCAGCAUCGCGGGGGGUACCGAUAACCCCCACGUGGGGGAAGACCCCAGCAUCUUCAUCACCAAAAUCAUCCCUGGGGGGGCGGCAGCGCAGGACGGCAGGCUCAGGGUGAAUGACAGCAUCCUGUUUGUGAACGACAUGGAUGUGCGAGAGGUGUCCCACAGUAUGGCGGUAGAAGCGCUGAAGGACGCGGGCGCCAUCGUCCGGCUCUACGUGAUGCGCAGGAAGAGCGCGGCGGAGAGAAUCACCGAGAUCAAACUCAUCAAGGGACCCAAAGGUCUCGGUUUCAGCAUUGCUGGGGGGCUGGGGAAUCAGCACAUCCCCGGAGACAACAGCAUCUACGUGACCAAAAUCAUAGAGGGGGGGGCGGCGCACAAGGACUGCAGGCUGCAGAUUGGAGACAAGAUUCUAGCUGUGAACAAUGUCAGCCUGGAGGAUGUGAUGCAUGAGGAUGCUGUAGCUGCUCUGAAGAACACUGCUGAGGUCGUCUACCUGAAAGUAGCCAAACCCACCACUGUGUACCUGAACGACUCGUACACACCACCCGACCUCACCAGCUCGUACUCCAACCACAUGGACAACGAGGUCGGGCACCCCAACUUCCUGGUCACGGAUUACCCACAGGCCCUCACUCCCACGUCGCCGCUCAGAUACUUGCCCACCUCCAAAGGCAUGCUGGGAGAAGAUGACACGCUCAGCCGGGAGCCACGGAGAGUGGUGAUCCACCGCGGCUCCACCGGACUCGGGUUCAACAUCGUCGGCGGGGAGGACGGCGAGGGAAUCUUCAUCUCCUUCAUCCUGGCAGGGGGGCCGGCAGACCUGAGCGGAGAGCUGAGCAAAGGGGACCAGAUCCUGUCGGUGAAUGGGGUGGAUCUUCGGAGUGCCACGCAUGAGCAGGCAGCUGCUGCGCUGAAGAAUGCAGGCCAGACCGUCACAGUCAUCAGCCAGUACAAACCAGAGGAGUACAGCCGGUUUGAGGCCAAGAUUCACGACCUGCGAGAGCAGCUGAUGAACAACAGCUUGGGAUCGGGAACAACAUCCCUGCGCAGCAACACCAAGAGAGGAUUCUACAUCAGGGCACUGUUCCACUACGACAAGACGAAGGACUGCGGCUUCCUGAGCCAGGCCCUGGGGUUCCAGUUCGGAGAGGUGCUGCACGUGAUCGACACUGGCGACGAGGAGUGGUGGCAGGCCAGGAGAGUGAGCCCUGAGGGGGAGGGCGAGGAGACCGGCUUCAUCCCCAGCAAGAGGAGGGUAGAAAGAAAAGAAUGGUCCAGACUAAAGACGAAGGACAGGGACCGGAGCAGAGACAGCAUCGGAUCACAAGGGAGAGAGGAUUUUGUUCAGAGUUACGAGACAGUCAUGCAGAUCGAAGUCCAGUACGCCCGUCCCAUCAUCAUCCUCGGUCCCAUGAAGGACAGGGUGAACGACGACCUCCUCUCCGAAUUCCCAGACAAAUUUGGAUCCUGCGUGCCACACACCACGCGGCCGAAGCGAGAGUACGAAGUGGAUGGGCGGGAUUACCACUUUGUGUCGUCGCGGGAGCAGAUGGAGAAGGACAUUCAGAGCCACAAGUUCAUCGAGGCGGGCCAGUACAACAGCCACCUGUAUGGGACCAGUGUACAGUCUGUCAGGGAGGUGGCAGAGCAGCAAGUGAAGCAUUGCAUCCUGGAUGUUUCAGCGAACGCAGUGCGGAGACUGCAAGCGGCACAGCUGCACCCCAUUGCUGUGUUCAUCAGACCCAAAUCACUGGAGAACAUCCUAGAAAUUAAUAAGAGGUUGACAGAGGAUCAAGCUCGGAAAGCUUUAGACCGGGCGGUGAAGCUAGAGCAAGAAUUCACAGAGUGCUUCUCAGCUAUCGUGGAAGGGGAUAGCUUCGAGGAAAUCUACCACAAAAUCAGAAGAGUUAUCGAAGAGCAAUCGGGACCUUACAUCUGGGUUCCAGGGAGAGAGAGACUGUGAAGGAGGGACUGCUGACCGUCCAGUCGUCUGCAAGUCUGCGGGCAGACGCCCG